AUGUUUGUUUUUGCCACCGCCGUGCUUCAGUUUGGCUUUGGCGCCGGGUACUCGGGCGCAGCUUGCGAAACUGCCAUUUUGCUCUGUCUAGUGUGCUAUGUGACAACCAAGCUCAUAUACCUGUUCUUGGUAGAGAAAGCGUACAUAAUACGAUCGAGCAACAAGAAGCCGAGGCUUAAGUCCAAACUUUACAUCUUCAACUCGUUCGGCAUGAUUGGGGCAUACUGCUUGGUGGUCGUGCCAAACUUUGUGUUACGGUUCGCGCGAGUAGAGAAUGUCUUUGACCUUCUCGUCAACGUCUACCUGACCAUAAUCUUUCUAAAACCGCUCUCGGGCCUCUACUCCUACAAGAACUUCGAUCGGGCUCCUGGUAGCCGACGACUUAAAACCAUGGCCACGAGGACUUUUAUCGGCUGCAUCUGCACCCUAACCAGCAGCAUAGUCAACCUCUCUGUCCUCGUAGUCCUAUUCAGCGCAGCCGUGAUCCACUGGGUCACCUCCCGAGACAGCACCACCAGCCCACACCCCUCCGACGACACCCUACCCUCCUCCGGGACUCCCAACCCCAACAACCAUAACGCUUGUGGCUGCGGGCUAGGGGGGCAAGACAACGAGCUAGGUGCCAUCCCGCACCGCAUAGCCCGACACAUGCGUCUCUCGGACGAAGACGACGACAAGAGCCCAGCCGCUACCAAGUCCAAGACCACGCGCAGAUCCCACCUCUCCCUGAGCACGGAAGCCGAGGCAAUCAUGGUCGACGACGCGGCCAAGAUGUCCGGCACCCCCUCCUCCUCCUCGGGGGGUGAUGACGACGGCGACGGGGACGGCGAUGGAGACGGCAACACCUCACCCCGCACAACCACCAGCACAACCACAACCACUAGCAGCACGCUCCACGAGCGAGAGGGCACGCACAACACACCAUUCAGCAUCCUCACCCCCGAAGCAGCCGGAAGAAACAGAACGCCAACACCCACCCUCCGCAACCGAGCUCCGUCGGAAGUGCGCGUGGACAUCGACUACGGGACGACGACGACGACGACCACCACCACCACCACCGCCGCCGCCGCCACCGCGGCGCUUGGUCAUCAGGAUGAUGAGGCAGAAGGAUUGGGGCUGAGGCUGGGGAACGAGGUGGUUAUUGGUUCUGGUUCUGGCUCUAGCUCUGGGGCCGGUUCUGGGGCCGGGGUGGGGGGAGGGAUGGGGAGGCAGAGGGGGCGGGGGAGGGGGUGGCGGUAG
Molecule: messenger RNA, 1239 nt
Organism: Chaetomium fimeti
Lineage: Eukaryota; Fungi; Ascomycota; Sordariomycetes; Sordariales; Chaetomiaceae
Exons: 11
Coding region: 1-1239 (412 amino acids)
Source: RefSeq, a predicted model, not a curated record